AUGACGACGCUGCAUCUCACUAACCAAUCAGCCGAGUCAAGAUCCGCAAAGGGUUGCAAAUCAAAACAACCACCAGCAAAUGAACCAACCCCUAUAGAGGAAAAAGAGUCGAAAGAACUGCUGCUACCGCAACUUCUAUUACUGCACUACCAUAAUCAAAAUCAAAAGCAACAUGAGUCAGAGGCCCAGGAAGAACAGAAGUUGUUUUUGAAGGAACUGCCUCAACAAAUUGCCGCCAAUUCAACACGACUAGAUAAGCUAUUUGACCCUGCUUCCGGUGGUGGUCUAGCAGAAUUACAACUAGUGGGGUCAAAAAAGUUUCAAGAGGAGGAAAACUAUUCACCAUUUCCUAAAGAAACGCACCCGGGAAGACUUGGGUUAGAACUCGCACUCAACGAACAGCCUCGACCUUUAACAAGCCAAUCCAUUCAAUGCCAUGUGCUGAAGAAAAAGACACCAUCGUUUCGAAAAACGAAGCCUAGUCCAACUAGCAUGCAAAAUUCUUCUUCCUCAUAUGCAGUAAACAGCCUGAUUUUUCCACAAUCCUUAUUAAACGAUGAAGAAAUGAAUUUCUUGCGCAACAAAAUUACACAAAUGAUUCAAGGAAAUCAAGUGGAUGGUAUGGCCGCGGCAGCGGCAGCGGCAGUAGCAGUGACGGGAGUAGGUCUAGAGGGAAGAGAAGUGCAUGAUGAACUUUACGAUGAUGAUGAAGAAGAUGAUGAUGAUGAUGAAAAGGAAGGAAAUGGUCAUGAUAACGGCUCUAGUUCAAAUGAACUUCCAUGUUGCUACAAUAAAGAAAAAGAGGAGAUCCUUGAAAUUGACUUUAGCCAAGAUGAUUAUGACGUGAGUGAAGUAGAUGGUCCCGAAGAUUAUGCUUAUAAGCUUCCGCCAUCUGCUCCAGUGCAUAAGGAUAUACUGUUGGACACUUCCAGUGCACUUCAAAGGCUAUCCUCUCAUGCUAAUGAUGGAUAUCGCGAUAAAUUCCCAAAACAUACUGAUUCAGAGUUGAAUUCAAAACUAAAACUAAAACUGAAACAGAAACAGAAACUGAAACUGAAAUUGCAGCUGAAACCAGACCAGACUUUCAAGAACUUUGCUUCCAACUCCAGAUAUGAGAAGAAACUUGUUUUUCAUGAAGACGAUAAUAAUGAAAAUAAUGUCUUCCAAGAUGAUGUUGAUGAUGAUGAUGAUGAUGAUGAUGAUGAGUAUGAUGGGCCUUCUUGCGAAUUCACGUUUGAAUACGAUUCAAACGGCCAAUUGAUACCAAUUGCAAAUAAUAUUGAAGAAAAGCUACGACAAAUGGAAAUCAGUGCAAAGCGUGCACGACGAUCUGCAUUGAAUGGACAGGAAAGGAACCUUGCAAGAAAUCAAAUAAAUUAUAAAAGUAAUCGCAACAUAAUUAAGACCGACUCGCGACAACGGCGUGAUGGACUCAAAAAUGCUAACAAUAUGCUAGCCCUCAACUCUAAUGAUAAAGUUGAAGAUAGAACACCAUUCAAUGCUUUAGCGGAUCUACAAAGCUUAAGAACAUUGUCCAUGGAAAACAACCUAAACUUGCAAAAAUAUAGGCUUCGUAAUGAACCAUUCACGAUUCCUCGUAAUUUUUUCGGAUUAAUACCCAGCGACACAUGUUGUCUUCUUUGUCAAUAUGAGGCUGUAUAUGGAUCCAAACCUGUUCAACUUUUGAAAAUGGCUAGCGCUGGUGGUAAAAGGAAAUAG
Messenger RNA from Lodderomyces elongisporus, 1719 nucleotides. RefSeq lists its product as uncharacterized. NCBI's taxonomy places the organism in Eukaryota, Fungi, Ascomycota, Pichiomycetes, Serinales, Debaryomycetaceae. The coding region runs from base 1 to 1719 and encodes 572 amino acids. The record is from RefSeq and is a predicted model, not a curated record. The transcript has a single exon.